AUGACUUCUACUGCUACUUCUACAUCUGCAGUGCUUUCCACGUUAGUGGCUAAUUUAGUGUUGUUUAGUAUAUUCGUUGUUUGUUUCUUACUAUUAAGAUUGAAAUUCAAACGUAUUUAUUCCCCUAAAUCUUCAUUUGAUAUCGUUCCUGAAGAACAAAGACCUGUUCCUUUACCAAAGGAUCCAUUCUCAUGGAUAUUCAUAUUACUUACCAAACCUCAUUCCUUCGUCAUUCAACAAGCUGGUAUGGAUGGUUAUUUAUUCUUAAGAUUCUUAUUCAUGUUUGGUUUAAUCUUCUUAUUCGGUAUGUUAACUUGGACUGUUUUAUUGCCAAUCAAUGCUACCAAUGGUAAUGGUGGAACUGGUUUAGAUCAAUUAUCUAUUUCAAACGUUAAAAAUAGACAUAGAUAUUAUGCACAUGCCUUUAUGAGUUGGAUCUACUAUGGUGGAGUUAUUUUUGUCAUUUAUCGUGAAUUAUUCUUUUAUAAUUCGUUAAGAACUGCUGUUUUAUCAUCGCCAAAAUAUGCAAAGAAAUUAUCAUCCAGAACCGUGUUAUUUCAAAGUGUACCAGAUACUCUCUUGGAUGAAAAACAAUUCUUUAAACUUUUCAAUGGAGUUAAAAGAAUUUAUGUACCAAGAACUCAAAGAGAAUUAGAAGGGAAAAUAAAUAAAAGAAUUGGGUUAGUAAAUCAGUUAGAAGCAGCUGAGAAUAAAUUAUUAAAAACUGCCGUUAAAGCUAAAUUAAAAGCUGAUAAAAAGAAUGAAGUUUUGGAACCAGUUGAUGAAAUCAGUGCUUAUGUUCCUGAAAAGAAAAGACCAAAACAUAAAGUUGGUGGUUUCUUCUCUAAAAAGACUGAUACCAUUAGAUAUUGUCAAGAAGAAAUUCCAAAGAUUAAUGAUGAAAUUUAUAAAUUACAAAAGAAAUUUAGAACUUCAAAACCAAAAAAUUCUAUCUUUGUAGAAUUUGAAAACCAAUAUUAUGCUCAAUUAGCUUAUCAAUCUACUGUCCAUCAUAAUCCAUUAAGAAUGAAACCUUCCUUUACUGGUCUUGAACCAGCCGAUAUUAAUUGGUCUAACUUAAGAUUAUUCUGGUGGGAAAGAAUUGCUAGAAGAGCUAUUGCAGGUUCAGCUGUCGUUGCUUUAAUCAUCUUAUGGGCUAUUCCAGUAGCUUUUGUUGGGGUAAUUUCAAAUAUUACUUAUUUAACUAAUAAAUUACCUUGGUUAAGAUGGAUUUUAAAAAUGCCUCAUUUCUUAUUAGGGUUAAUCACUGGUUUAUUACCAACCAUCUUAUUAGCUAUUUUAAUGAUGUUAUUACCAAUGUUUAUCAGAGGUAUGGCUCAAGUUGCUGGUGCUCCAUCAUUACAACACGUUGAAUUAUUCACCCAAAGAACCUAUUUUGCAUUUUUAACCAUUAAUGGUUUCUUAGUUACUGCUUUAGCUUCAUCUGCAACUUCUACUGUAACUCAAAUCAUCGAUAAACCAACUUCUGCAUUAACUAUCUUAGCUAACAAUUUACCAAAAUCUUCCAACUUUUAUAUAUCCUAUAUCAUCUUACAAGGUUUAAGUGUAUCAUCAGGUGCUUUAUUCCAAGUGGUUGGUUUAUUCUUAUAUUACAUUUUAGGAUACUUCUUAGAUAGUACUGUGAGAAAGAAGUGGACUAGAUUUUCAGGAUUAGGUGCAGUAGCUUGGGGUACUACUUUCCCAAUAUUUACCAAUCUUGCUAGUAUUGCUUUGAUUUAUUCUAUCAUUGCACCAAUGAUACUUUUAUUCGCCUGUGUGGCCUUUUUCUUAGUGUUCAUUGCGUAUGCCCAUAAUUUAACUUAUAUAUUCAUUGAAAGUCCAGAUACUAGAGGUUUACAUUAUCCAAUUGCUUUAUUCCAAAUCUUUACUGGUAUUUAUAUUGGUCAAGUUUGUUUACUUGGUAUAUUCGCAGUUGGUAAAGGUUGGGGACCAAUUGUUCUUCAAGUGAUUGGUAUUCUUGCCACUAUUUUCUUCCAUAUCCACUUAAAGGAAGCUUUUGAUCCUUUAUUAGGAGUUAUCCCAAUUGAUUGUAUGAGAGCUUUAGAUGGUGUUUCAAAUACUGCUUCUUAUGAAGGUGCUUCUGAAUAUCAAUCCAAAGUGUUAGAUCGUAAGAAUAAAAGAAAAUCAGUUCAAACAGAUAAGCAAAUUGAAGAAGAUGCUAAAGCUACUCAACAAAUCAAGCAAGAUUUAAUUGAUGAGGAUUUACCAGUUAAUUCGGAAGAGAAUAAUAAUGCUAUUGUUCCUUUGAUUGCUGAUCGUGAUUUCAAAACAACUGAAUCUAAAAAUCCAAUUGUCAGAUUCAUCAGACCGGAUGUAUUCCUCAACUAUCGUCAUGCCAGAAGAUUAAUCCCAGCUACAUAUCAUGUGGAACCAGAUACUACAGAUGAUAGACAUGCUUAUGAUAUGCCAAUUGUUUCAGCUGUUUGUGCGGGUGUUUGGAUUCCAGAAGAUCCAAUGGGAUUAUCCAAGAUUGAAAUCAAAGAAUUAAGUUCAAUUGUUAAUAUCACUGAUGAAAACUCUGGUUUCGAUGAAAAGGGUAAUAUCAAGUUCCUUGGUGAAGCUCCAAAUUAA
Scheffersomyces coipomensis is the source of this 2592-nucleotide messenger RNA. RefSeq lists its product as uncharacterized. Bases 1 to 2592 code for a protein of 863 amino acids. The transcript has a single exon. Gene Ontology annotation, cellular component: plasma membrane. The record is from RefSeq and is a predicted model, not a curated record. Gene Ontology annotation, molecular function: calcium-activated cation channel activity. Lineage: Eukaryota; Fungi; Ascomycota; Pichiomycetes; Serinales; Debaryomycetaceae.